Molecule: messenger RNA, 2490 nt
Organism: Cygnus atratus (black swan)
Lineage: Eukaryota; Metazoa; Chordata; Aves; Anseriformes; Anatidae
Gene: DHDDS
Product: dehydrodolichyl diphosphate synthase subunit
Exons: 9
Coding region: 113-1114 (333 amino acids)
Biological process (GO): polyprenol biosynthetic process
Cellular component (GO): endoplasmic reticulum; dehydrodolichyl diphosphate synthase complex
Molecular function (GO): ditrans,polycis-polyprenyl diphosphate synthase [(2E,6E)-farnesyl diphosphate specific] activity
Source: RefSeq, a predicted model, not a curated record
CGCGCACGCGCUUCCCGCCCCUGGGCGCGGGCGGGUGACGUAAGCGGAAGGGCGCGGCCCCCUCCUGAGGAGGCAGCGGCGGCGCCGCCGGCCGAGGAGCUCUUGGUAAGACAUGUCGUGGAUCAGAGAAGGCGAGCUGACCAUCAUAGAGAGAUUCUGUGCCAACAUAAUUAAGGCAGGUCCAAUGCCCAAGCAUGUUGCCUUCAUCAUGGAUGGCAAUCGCCGGUAUGCCCAGAAGUGUCACGUGGAGAGGCAGCAGGGACACUCGCAAGGCUUUGAUAAGCUGGCACAGACGCUGCGGUGGUGUUUAAACCUGGGUAUUCAGGAGGUGACUGUUUAUGCCUUUAGUAUCGAGAACUUCAAACGCUCCAGGGAAGAGGUGGAUGGACUAAUGGAUCUGGCAAGACAGAAAUUUAGCCGCCUGCUGGAGGAACAGGAGAACCUGAAGAAACACGGUGUGUGUAUCCGUGUCCUCGGAGACCUGCCACUUCUGCCCUUGGAUAUUCAGGAACUGAUUGCCCAAGCUGUGCUGGCAACCAGGAACUACAAGAAGUGCUUUCUAAAUGUCUGCUUUGCAUACACAUCAAGGCAUGAAAUCAGCAAUGCUGUCAGGGAGAUGGCGUGGGGUGUGGAGCAAGGGCUGCUUGAACCCAGUGAUGUGUCUGAAUCGUUGCUUGAUAAGUGUCUGUACACCAGCAACUCCCCUGACCCAGACCUCCUGAUUCGAACCUCCGGAGAGGUCCGGUUAAGUGAUUUCUUGCUCUGGCAGACAUCCCAUUCAUGCCUGGUGUUUCAGUCAGUGUUGUGGCCAGAAUAUUCCUUUUGGAACUUGUGUGAGGCUAUCCUUCGGUUCCAGAUGAACUACAGCGCUUUACAGAAGGCCAGAGACUCCUACAUGGAGGAAAGGAAGCAACAACAGAUGGAAAGGGAUCAGGCUUAUGUGACAAAGAAGCUGCAGCAGGAGGGUUUUGCAUCCCAUGGAGACUCUCAGCGUCGACGGACACUGUUGCAGAAAUGCACCGCCAUGCGGGAGGAGAGAAUCCAGGGCUUCCUACAGGCACUAGAGCACAAGAGAGCGGACUUCCUUGAAAGAUUGUGUACAGUGUCUGCAUGACAUAAGUGCUGGGUGGUUCUUGGGAAGACAGUUUUUAAUCAUGUUAGAGAGAAUAUCUGCUGUCCAGAGGAAUUCACUUGGUGUGGUUCUGCCGUGGGGAUGCAGGGCUGCUACUGGACUUUACAUCCCCACUGGCACUGUCCGAGGGCAGGCACAGACUACUGUGAACCUUCCUAGUUCUGUGAAUGCUGCUGAGGAAAGUAAUGCCGUCCUUCUGUCUUGCCUCCCUGCCCCUGAUGAUAGAGGGAGAAUGCACGCACCCCGCUGUAUCUCCGCUGCUUGGUACUUCAGAGGCCUGGUGGUUUUGUGACAAGUUAACUAAAAUGAGCCUUGCAUUCUGUUAGGCUCCUCGUGAAUUGGCCCAGGCUACCAAUUUCAGUCAUGUUAAAUCAGCCUGGGCUUGAAUUCUUUCUGUGACUUUGCAGUAGCGAAUCCUCCAGUGAGAUUUCCUCUGCUGUCCCAUCCCAUUUCCUUUUUGACGAGAGGGGAUUAUUCCUGGUGUAUGAGGGAGCCCUGUGCCAAGCACUGGCAGAGAUAUUUCCCACUGCCUACUUUGGGCAUCUUGCCUUUUCCCCACCUUAUUAUGCUGGUUUUGAUUUAUCUGCUCUUGGCUUCCAAAGAGCUAAAGCAAGGUGUUGUCAGCGUUGCCAUGAAGGAAAAAGGAUACUCCAGAGCUCCAUCAGGCCCUGUGAUCCCUUUUCAGCAGUGUUGGGGGGGAGGGAACCCAAAUGCUGCCUUCCAAACCCAGCUGGAACACACUGACUAUGCUGAGGGAAAGAAGGGGGAAGGGUCCAAAGAGGCAAAGAAAAACAAUUGUUUGGGAAUUAACCUCAUGGCUUAAAAAGGAAAAGAAGUUAGCUUAAACCAGGGGUUGGAUGCGGUGUGCCAAAUUCCUCUGAGACCUCUAGAGCUGUGACUUAACAUCCACCAUCCACUUCUGGGGAAUGAGGAUGGGCUUAGUUCAGGAAUACAGGAGCCAAAACCAGCCUCUGACCCCAGCCAAAAUGAUGCAGAAGUGCUAUAUAGCUGAUUUUAAUGGGAGUGGCCAGAGCAGCUGUGGAGCGUUACUUCUCAGUUCUCUAUUAGCAGGGAGAUGGACUAGAUAAUUUCCAAGAUUCUUUCUGUCUCUUAAUUUUUCCUGGUUUCCGUCCCCACAAUCAAAAUAACAGGAAAUGUCUUGCUUUUGUUACUGAUGCACGUACAGGUGCAGCAGUAUCAGCUAUUGCUGUUUUUAAAGUAUUCUUUUUUUUAACCUCCAGGUGAAAAUGAGAAAAUGCAAAUUUAAGACUUAAGUGCUGCAAACUCAGCAUUUUGAAUGUGAUUGUGAAGAGGGUAACUACAUUGUCAAACCGUGAAUAAAGCAUAUUCAUACCAAA